This is a messenger RNA of Culex quinquefasciatus (southern house mosquito), 5384 nucleotides long. It is a transcript of the gene Phlpp, whose product is annotated as protein phosphatase PHLPP-like protein. Gene Ontology annotation, molecular function: protein binding. The transcript has 8 exons. NCBI's taxonomy places the organism in Eukaryota, Metazoa, Arthropoda, Insecta, Diptera, Culicidae. Bases 482 to 4909 code for a protein of 1475 amino acids. Gene Ontology annotation, cellular component: plasma membrane. The record is from RefSeq and is a predicted model, not a curated record.
GUACGGGCCGGUUUGUUGUUCCUCACUUCUGUGUCCAUUCACGGUAGUGACCAUCACCGUUGAAGGUAGAGUGCGCGUUUUGUUUACUACCGAUACAGUUGCAAGCAUUUUUGGGGCCGUUUUGUUGAGUUUGAAACAGAUCGCGUGUGAGGGCGCGCGUGGGUUGGGCCGAUACCGUUUGGAGUUGCGCAGAACAACCACGUGGUGACGGUCAUCCAAGCCAGGAAACGGGGUCAGUGACGAAUUUGGCGGUGGCGUUUCGUUCCACGUGAAUAAUAACAAGUUUGGGGAGGUGGCGUUUUGGCGUGAAAAUGUGUGCAAUUGGCGUGCGCGAUAGUGCUUGACCGCGUGUCGUGGGAUAGGUCGUGUGGAGGGGAGAUAGUUCUACAGAGGAUAUCCGGUGGAUAAAAGUUGUUAUCAUGCGUAGUGAACCAAGUUUAUCAAUAUUCAUCGUGUGAAAUUGUGAGCCUCCACCAGUACCAUGGAAAUUGUGAGUUUCAACGCGGCCAGACAAGAUCUGCUGCUGGGCGGAGGCAAGUCGCUGUCGUCGUCCAAGCCACAACAGCUAGUACACACCAAUGGGACUCUACGGUCGAUCAAGCAACGUAGGAAUGCAAAGCUGAUCCAGCAGCAGGUUCAACAGUCGAUUGAUCGGCAAAAAAAUCCUAACCGUUUCGCGGUGGCUGCGGAGAUAAAUUAUGAAAAAUCAACCGGUUCAAGUGAUGGCAACAAUAAUUACACCAAUGGAACCACCUCGAUCAAGUGCAACGGCAGUGUUGUCCGACUGGACGGAAAAAGUGUUGGCCCUUCCACAGGGAAACCAGUUAAUCUGACACUGUCGAAAAUGUCGCUGCUGUGGAACACCAGCGGCUGGAUACGGGUUUACUGUGGCCCAGACCGGAGUGCCGUCAGCUGCGAAGAUCCGAGCCGGAUGGUGCACGUAAUCACGACCGCAACCACGCUGGAUGUGGUGAAAGAUAUGGACCUGCCGAUGGAGUACACGCUGUGGGUCCAAAUUGGCGGCUCCAAAACUCGUCGACUCGAGGAAAACGAAUACCCUCUACUAGUUCAGGAGGAAUUCCUUAAGGCACUGGGCUAUCUGGACGAAUCGCGUCGAGCCCGUCUCGGAAUCGACCCCGAGCUGAAGCACCUGUUUCGGUUCCACAUCGGUCCGGCCGAGAUCCCCAUGUGCCGGGGAGUUUUGCGGUCUGGUUCGGUGGAGUUGUUGAAAGGGUUGGUAUUUCCACAGUGGAGACGGAGAUAUUUGGCGAUUGUUGGCAGUAAGCUGAUUAUAUUUCCAGCAAGUUCCAGUAUGACCCCGGAGAUGUACGAACUGUUCGGGGCGGAUAUCUUCGAGCAUGCCCCCAGUCACAACCGACUGAUCAUCAAGAUUGUGCCAAAGGCCAACGAAAGUGGGAACGGAACCAGGGAGAAUCUGACCGGGGGAAGGUUCAUCGACAGCAGUGGCAGCAGCAGCAACAGUACGACCCAUUUGUACAACAGCAAUGCCAGCAUGCAUUCCAGCAGUAACAAUGAUCGAGAAACGGUGCUGUUUCUGGGCUUUGAAGAGUCCUGGGAACGUGACCAGUGGAGCGAUUGGCUGUCUGAGACCAACGUUGACAAAAAUGAAGAUGCCAAACGGCUUGAUCUGGGAGAUUCCGGAUUGCAGCAGAUUCCGGAGAUUUUCCUCCAGUCACCAACCGACGUGGAAGAGCUGCUGGCUGGGCGGAAUAAGCUGCAAGAGUUGGCGCUACGAGCGUUGGCGGAAUUUACCCGCCUAAAAGUGCUUCGAUUGAACGGGAAUGGGUUGAAGAGUUUUCCUGAGAGUUUGCUUAGCAUGCGGAAUUUGAGGGUGUUGGAUUUGGAGGAGAACGAAAUACGCAAGCUGCCGGAGAAGGUGGCGCUCAUGACGAGCUUGGAGGAGCUGGUGCUGGAGAAGAAUGAGCUGCAGGAUCUACCCGAGUGUCUGCAGAGUUUGAGCAACCUGAGAAGCCUGAACGUCGCGUACAACCAGCUGGAACAGCUGCCCGCCUUCAUGGUGAACACGAUGCGGCCGGUUGGCCUCUUUCAGAGGCAUGACUCCGUUCGAAACGGCCUUCGGCGGGAUUCGCUGGAAAAGGACGACGACAAGUGCGGUGUACCGCUGACCAAGGUGAACCUGCGUGGCAAUCAGCUGAAAGGAAGCAUCAUUUUGGGGAAUUAUGGGCUGCUUACGCAACUGGACGUCAGUGAAAACUCCAUCGAGAUCAUGGACCUGUCCGCGCUGGACAAGCUGGAAACGAUACAGUGCUGUCGGAAUAACUUGAAGGAGCUGACACUGAACGGUCGUAACUUGCACUCGUUGAUAGCAGGGAACAACAAUCUAACCAAAAUCAUGGUCCGAGCAACACCCACCAACCUCAAACACAUCGACAUAAGCUUCAAUAACCUUCGUGAGCUUCCCGACUGGUUGGUAGGAUGUCACCAGCUGCGAACCCUUUACGCCAACAACAACCAGCUGCACGUGAUAUCGGAGCACUUGCUGAACAACGAACACGCUACCAUCCUGACGCUGCACCUUGCGUACAACAAUCUGGCUAGCUUUCCGCCAAUGGUUAAGCGGAAGCUUCCACUGCAGAAGCUGUACCUGCAGUGUAACCUCAUCGAAGAUCUGCCCGAGAAUUUCUUCAUUGCUUGCGAACGCUUGACGAUACUGAACAUAUCCAGCAACAAGUUGAUGACCCUCCCGAUCAUAUUUGGAACCAACUGUAACCUUGAAAGGUUGUACGCAACUAAUAACAACCUUACGGAUCGCGUUCUGGAUUCUUUGAUCUGUCUACCUCGAUUGAAGGUCCUCCACAUUGGAUACAAUCUGCUGACAACGCUGCCGGAAACGUGCAUCACCUGCUGGGGUGAGCUGGAGGAGCUCGUACUGUCCGGCAACAAGCUGCGACAUCUACCGGAGAAUUUGACAAACCUAAGAUACCUUCGAGUGCUUCGGGUUCACUCGAACCAGCUGCAAUCGGUUCCUCCGCUGGCGAGGAACUCGAGUCUUCGAGUGCUGGACCUGGCGCACAACCAGCUGGACAAGAUCAACAUGGUAUCGCUAGUGUCCAAACAGCUGCAGUUCUUGGACCUGUCCAGCAACAGUCAGCUCCAGGUUGAUCCGAACCAGCUACAAGCGUGUAGAUCUCAACGACCGAUGAGCUUGGUGGAUGUUUCAGGAAAGAAUCGACCCUCACUCCCGUCGUCCCCUUGGCCUUACCAGGAGAACGAAGAGUACGAACCGUGCUGGAAAGUUGGCUUCGCUGAAACGCCCGGUUGUUUGCCGAAGCUGUACAUUUCGCAGCUUCGGCUGCCCGGAUUCUGCAACACCGAGGGACUGUUUGGUAUGUUUGACGGUGAGGUCAGCAGCGUGAUACCUUCACUGCUGGCGAAGACGAUACCGAAGAUUCUGCUCGAAGAGCGUACCGUAAAGGAGACCGCCAAUGAUUACAUGAAGUACACGCUGCUUUCUGCGCAUCGCGAGCUGAAACAGCAAGGUCAGCACGAAGCGGUCAACGUGACGCUGUGCCACAUCUCGAGGAGUAAGGUUCCGACCGAUGUGAUGAGCUACAUGCCUCAGGCGGCGAAUGGACGGAAGUUUAUCUUGAGGGUGGCGAGUGUUGGGGAGAGUUCGGCGAUUCUGAUCAAGCACAACCGGUGCGUGAAGCUGACGACAGGGAAUCCCUGCCGGAGGGUGGGGUUGAGUGCGAACUUUCCGGUGACGGUGCCGGAUCCGGAGGUGAACGAGGUGGUGCUAAGUGAUGCCGAUGAGUACUUGGUGAUGGCGAACAAGAAGCUAUGGGAGGUGAUUACGAUGGAAACGGUGGCGGAGGAGGUUCGGAAGGAGGAGAAUAUUCUGUUGGCGGCGAAGAGGGUGCAAGACAUUGCGCAGAGUUACGGAGCGGAGGAGAAUAUCAGCAUAAUUAUUGUAAAGUUCAACAACUUGGGCACAGACAUUGACUUUUUGAUGCGGGAACUGAGACAAACAAUCAGAAAGAAGCCUUCGGGAGGAGGUAGCGUGCUUUCCGGAUUUUGCAAGUGUGGUUGUUGUUGUGAGUCGAAUAACAGUUGUUGUCACUCUGGUGCUUCCAGCACGUUUAUGCGACAUCCGUCGGGCAGGAGUGAUCGGUCUUCGCCGAGUGGUCAAAGCGAUCAGACGUCGGGAAGUGAAACUCUGACGAACGGUGGGAAGCCAAAAGCCUUGGAUGUGGCUGCGCUGAAUGGAAGAAAGGCAAACACGUACUUGACGAAUGAGAGACGGAGUUUGCGAGGAGGUGUUGUAAGGGCGGUUCGAGCGAGAAUCGAAGAGGAGAAGGAACGCGAAGUAGAGGAGUCCGACUCCGCUUUGUCGGAGGAGCAGUUCAAAUGUUGGGAGUACAUGCUUGAGCAGAACACGCAACUGCUGUUUGACAAGGAGUUGAACACGAUUUCACGUGCGUUCACGAAACGACAUCAAUCCAACCUGGCAAGACCUCAGAUGCGCUCGCUCUCCUCCAGCUCUCCCCAGCUAGCUCUGGAAAGCGACAACGCGUUCAACUCUUCGAUCAACGGUUACAAUACCAUUGCGAACGCAUCCCGAGUGACCCCCUUCCUGUCGAAACAGUUCGGCAGCACUCGAUCCUUCCAUCCGACCUCCUCGCAGAACUUCUUCAAGCCUGUACGGUACAACACGAGUCGCCCUCAACCGAUCAACUCUGGGCCCAAUGCGGCUUACUUUGGCUCGCUGCAGCGGCUCAUGCCGUACAACUUGGAGUACGACUUUAAUGCGAUGCAGGAGCGGUAUGCGGCCACCGCCAACGAGGGCAGUGCGAUCGAGCUGGACGCGGUCGACCCGGACGGGGGACGGAUGCAGCAGUACUGGGGAGUUGCGACCACGGAGUUGUGAUUAAAAUACAGUUUUGUUUUCCUUUGUAAGAUGUAUUUUUUUUUCUGUAAAGGUCUCGUGUUUUUCGUUUAGUAAUAAAUUAAAUAAAUAUGUACACAGUAGAUUUACAUACUCAAUUUCACGCUACAGCUACGGUUGUAUUGUAUAAGUGUUUGUUUUGCUUCUUGCUACUUAAAUGAUUACGUUAAAUGCUCUCUCUCUCUUCUAGAAUAUUUACAAAAUUUUCAAACACUACCGGAUUACGUAGGAAACGAAGUUGUUGUACACCGAGAUAACUUUGCUUCAAAGUGACAAUUUUUUUUCAAUUGUUCACUAAAAAUCAUGUUCGUGAUCAGAAAUUAAAUUCCAAAAUUUCGACUUCACUCUACAACGCUUCAUUUUGAGUUAGUUUUAUCUUUGUAGUUUUUAGCUUUAUUAAGGAACUCAUAUCAUUUACGCAUCUGAACAUAUACUCUCUCUUUUUCUGUGAAAUAUA